UGCAGCCUGUGUCGUGCUAUAAAACUUGUGGCAGCGACUAUAGCGAGCUCAGUCGAGGCGAGCGCGCCAACCCGCCAUUACUACCCAGUGCUGCCACCAUUACAAACAUGCGCGUUCUACUCCUCAGCAGCCUGCUCGCUGUGGCCACAGCGCGGCCGUCCUUCAUCGCGGUGCCGGCAGACCAGAUAGCCUUCGUGGACCUGACGCGCCUGCAUGUCCGCGUACCCCGACAGACGCUCGCCCCGCCGCCGCCGCAGCUGCCACAAGCAUUGUAUAACGAGGAAUACCAGCCCAUACCCGUGCAGGAGUACCCUCUACCUAACCUCUACCCUAACCAGGAGUACCAACCUCAAAACCUGGCCCCGCCGCCGCCUCCGGAGCCGAUUCAUCAGGCAAGAGUGGUAACCCUGCAGCAGCAGCCUCAGGAUGUGCACCAAGCCGCCACUCUUGGGGCCUCAGCACGCCUGGCCGAGAGGCCCCCAGACUUCGGAGAAUACGUCGACUUCGGGGCCCACACCGGCGACAACGGGGCCUUCGGAUGGUACGCUGACUUCCCAGUGAACAACCACGAUGACAGCUCAGGAUAUAGGAAGUAAAACAGACAAAGAAUCCAACAGGAUUUCGUCCUUUAUAUUUAUACUAAAAUAACUGAGCACUUGCCAAUUCUAGGCUUUUAGCACACGAAUUUAAAUCUUACCAAAGACAGUAUUACUUUGUAGUUUGAAAUGUUAGUUAAUAAAGCAGAAUUACCGCACAUUUGUUCAAAACGGUUAAUUCCGCUAAACAUUUGUUUUAUUGCACUUUUACAUUUUUAUUAUUAUUGUUCCUUGAAAUUAGAUAGGUGAUUAAGAUUGUUCAAAGAACACUGUGAUACGAACCGAAUUAUGUAGUUCGAUAUUUUUCUUCUUUAUUUUCGCUAUGCUUACUUUUUAUUUAAGUAUCUAUCAUACAGUUGCAUGCUCUGUCAUUAUUUCUUCCUUUGUAUUCCUUCUAUACACUUAGACUAAAAUGCAUUAUUUAUAUAGCUUUAAGUUUAUCUUCUUUCUUUUCAUUUAAAUGUCUAUUUUCUUUCUUAUCGCUUUUCUUACCAA
This is a messenger RNA of Pectinophora gossypiella (pink bollworm), 1091 nucleotides long. RefSeq lists its product as uncharacterized. Bases 108 to 596 code for a protein of 162 amino acids. NCBI's taxonomy places the organism in Eukaryota, Metazoa, Arthropoda, Insecta, Lepidoptera, Gelechiidae. The transcript is spliced from 3 exons. The record is from RefSeq and is a predicted model, not a curated record.